Pieris macdunnoughi is the source of this 915-nucleotide messenger RNA. The record is from the annotation of a GenBank genome assembly. NCBI's taxonomy places the organism in Eukaryota, Metazoa, Arthropoda, Insecta, Lepidoptera, Pieridae.
AUGAAUAUGAAAGACUUGCACGUAACCAUAUAUGUUCAAAACCAGUACCACUGCAUCACACAUAACAUUCGGCGUGCUGUAUUUGUGUUUAUAAAAAGCCUACAACCAGAUAAUGAAACAUUUAACAAUUCGCAGCGACCAGCGAGCAAUAUGUGUCGGCUGCUUUUGAUUCAAAGCGUUUUACUAGUAAAGUUUAUAGGGACUACUAUUUGUAGUCCUCUAGCAACUCAUGCAAUUUUGCCAAUCACCACAAUCGAGAAUGCUCACCAUCCCCAAUACGCCUUUAACUACGCAGUCUACGACCCUCAUACAAACGAUAAAAAAGCUCACUGGGAGACCAGAAACGGCCCCGAAGUCAAUGGCGCUUACUCACUCCAAGAGCCAGACGGAUCGAUCAGAAUUGUGGAGUAUAACGCUAACGACGUGAAGGGUUUCACCGCGGUUGUAAAGAAGAUAGGAAACAGCGUACAUCCGACAAAAAUAGUUCAAAAUGUUCCGCUAAUUCUCAAUCCAGUAGUGUCUCAUGUUACCGAAAAAACAGUUCAUCCACUGCCCAUACCCAUUCCAUUGCCUCCACCUCCACCAGCUCAUAUAGGAAUACCACAAAAAGUUCAUCUACAACCUCAUGUCGAGAUUCGUCAAGAGAUAGGCCAUAAUAUAGUCCCUUCAGCGUAUGGAUUAGGUGCAGCGGCAUUACCUAUUGGUGUUUCAAAUGUAGUUUUCGAAAGAGGGAGCCACCCUUGGGACCCUAUCACGGGGACCUAUGGUGGUUGGCGACCUUUUCAUGGCGCACCUAAGGACGUUCAGGCCACCCUAAUAGCACGUAAAUAUAUUAAUGGGCACCUCCACAAGGUUGUUACUGGACCCAUUUCAUUGUUCGGCAAAACGUUGUUAAUUAAGAAAUCACACCGAUAA